This is a messenger RNA of Nerophis lumbriciformis (worm pipefish), 4272 nucleotides long. NCBI's taxonomy places the organism in Eukaryota, Metazoa, Chordata, Actinopteri, Syngnathiformes, Syngnathidae. The record is from RefSeq and is a predicted model, not a curated record.
AUGCAAUCGUGCAGUGUGUCUGUCGCCGUCGCUGCCUGCGCUGCUGCUGCUCGGAGUCUCGGCUCAGCUUCUGAUGGUGCUGGUGAUGAGGAAAAGAAAAUGGCGUCGGGAAAAGCCAGUCAAACAGAGGAGGACUUUCCGACACUGACAGCCCAGGAGAGGGACGCUUUAGCCGGGAUUGACAGCUCACUGUUUGGAUUUCAGAAGCUUCAUGAAGAUGGCGCCAGAACCAAGGCCCUGUUGAUAAAGGCUGUCCGCUGCUACGAUUCCCUCAUCCUCAAGGCGGAGGGCAAAGUCGAGCCUGAGGUCUUUUGCCAGCUAGGCCACUUCAACCUCCUCUUGGAGGAUUACCCAAAAGCGUUAUCGGCAUACCAGAGGUACUACAGUUUACAGUCAGACUACUGGAAGUCAUGUAAUCCCGCACAGAAUGCUGCCUUUCUAUAUGGCCUGGGAAUGGUCUACUUCCACUACAACGCCUUUCAGUGGGCGAUCAAAGCAUUCCAGGAAGUGUUGUACAUCGACCCAGGAUUCUCCCGCGCCAAGGAAAUCCACCUUCGACUUGGUCUCAUGUUCAAGGUUAAUACAGACUAUGAGUCAAGCCUGAAGCAUUUUCAGCUUGCUUUGAUUGACUCCAAUCCCUGCACUUUGUCCAAAGCUGAAAUUCAGUUCCACAUUGCUCAUUUAUAUGAGAUUCAGAAGCGAUAUCGGGCCGCCAAGGAGGCCUACGAGAACCUCCUGCAAACGGAGGAGCUUCCGGCACAGGUGAAAGCCACUACCCUGCAACAGCUCGGCUGGAUGCAUCACACCGUGGAGCAGCUCGGGGACAAAGCCAGUCGGGACAGCUACGCCAUCCAGUGUCUGCAGAAAUCUCUGGAGGCGGAGCCAAACUCUGGACAGUCGUGGUACUUUCUGGGCAGGUGCUACUCUAGUAUAGGAAAGGUCCAGGAUGCCUUCAUCUCCUAUCGGCAAUCCAUCGAUAAGUCUGAGGCCAGCGCUGAUACUUGGUGCUCAAUAGGAGUGCUGUAUCAGCAGCAGAACCAGCCCAUGGAUGCACUUCAGGCUUACAUCUGCGCUGUGCAGCUGGACCACAGCCACGCCGCCGCCUGGAUGGACCUCGGCACCCUGUACGAGUCCUGCAAUCAGCCGCACGACGCCAUCAAGUGCUACAUCAACGCCACGCGCAGCAAGGCGUGCACCAACGCCACCAUGUUGACGCACCGAAUCAAAUGCCUGCAGGCUCAGUUGAGUAACCCCCAGCUCAGUAGCCCACAGAGUAAAAGUAAAAUGCUCCCUCUUAUUGAGGAAGCAUGGAGUCUACCAAUCCCGGCUGAGCUCACCUCCAGGCAGGGAGGCCUGAGCAGUGCGCCACAGCAGGCCUGUAAACCCAACCGCACGGCAGAGGGUGGCGGUUCAGGUCAGUCACUGCCUCCUCACGUGGCCGCGCUGGGCCAAGCCGAAGACCAGUCCUGCCCAGCUAAAAGGAAGCGGGCUUCCAGCCCGGACAAGGCAGAUUCCUGGGCAUCUAAUCCAGUACAGCAGCCGGUUCCCAACUGGUACCUCUCCCCUCAGAAGUUGCAGUUGUUGGAGCAGCUCCGGAGUAAUCGAGCCAGUUUGAAGCCACCGCAGCUUCAGAUGUUGGAGCAGCUAGAAGCUCAGUUCACCAUGAUGCAGCAGCACCAGAUCCGUCAGAACGCAUCAGGAGGUCAGGCGCGUCCCUCCUUCCCCAACGGUCCCAGCGCCAAUUCCCUCCCGUCCCCGAACCCCGGCCUCCACCCUGCGCAGCCCCACCCGGGGUUACAUCGGCCCCCUUGCCCCCCUCAGCCUUUGUCCAACGGGCCCUCGGGUCCCGGGGUGCACCGACACUCUGACUCGGCGGUCUCCCUCCCCGCGGGCGAAAGCAAGAGUCGAAGUAACAGUAGUAGUAGUAGUAGUACUAGUAGUAAUAAUCAGCCGGGGCCUCCUGCCUCGGGGCCCGACGGAGAUGUGCCUUACCUGCGAGCUGCCGGCGACGCAGCACUGCUACCUCACACCUGCACAAGCACGCAAACACAGGACGCCACGCCACACCCUCUGCACCUUAAUUCCUCUCAGGUGCCACAGAAGCGGUCGGUUCCCCUCGUGGGCUCCAACAGCGAGGGAACCACCACGCCUCACCCGCACCCCCCCACGUCCACCCCGCAGCCCACCAAUCAGGUCGGCCACCCGAACGCUGCGGCGCCCAACCACCUUCCGCCUCCUCCCUGUCUCCCCCCUGCCUCUACCUCAAGCGCGUCCGCUACCAAAGACGGCACCGCCGCCGAGAGUAAGGCGCCCUCACCGUCGUCCGGGGGCAAAGCGGCGCCUUCCGACGGCGACGAGCGGAGCCUUAGCGCAGACAAUCCCAGACUAUCCGCCCCGCCGGGAAAGGCGGAAGGGACGGCGUCCGGGACGUCCCCCAACAAGGCGGACGACAUCCACCCGGCCACCCCCAACACGCGAGGGAGCUCGGUCACCUCCUCGCCCGUUUCCGCCAUAUCCACCGCCACGCCCUCGCCCAAAUCCUUAGAACACACCCAGGUCGGCGGGCAGAGCCCCGCCGCGAGCCUCACCACCGCCGCCACAGUCAAUGGCAAAGGGGGAAUCUCGGAGGACUCUCGGAGCCCGUUGAAGGCAGAACCGCCCGCCAUCGCCGGGCUCAAAGCCACGCCCCCACACGGUUCCUCGUCGUCGUCGUCGUCAUCAUCGUCAUCGGUGUCGAUAUACCCCAGCUCCACGGACGUGCUGAAAGCCUGCAGAAACUUGGGCAAGAACGGGCUUUCCAACAGCAGCAUCCUUCUGGACAAGUGCCCGCCCCCACGGCUGCCCCCGCCUCCCAUGCCUGCCCUGCCUAAAGACAAGCUCAACCCUCCCACCCCGAGCAUCUACCUGGAAAACAAGAGAGACGCUUUCUUCCCACCCCUGCACCAGUUCUGCACAAAUCCCUCCAAUCCUGUCACCGUCAUCAGAGGACUGGCUGGAGCACUGAAACUUGACCUGGGCCUUUUCUCCACCAAAACAUUGGUGGAGGCCAACCCGGAGCACUUGGUGGAAGUGUGGACGCAGCUGUCGCAACCCGCUGAUGAGAACUGGGACGUGACGGGCACCAAGAAAAUGUGGCGCUGCGAAAGCGCUCGAGCCCACACCACCAUCGCCAAGUACGCCCAGUAUCAGGCCGCUUCCUUCCAGGAGUCUCUACGGGAGGAGAAUGAAAAGAAAGCACUCAAGGAACCGUGUGACACAGAGCCAGCAGCAGAAAGUGUCGCGCGCAAAAGAAGAGGACCCUUAAAGCACAUCAAGUUCGGAACAAACAUCGACGUUUCGGACGAAAGGAAGUGGAAGCAGCAGCUCCAGGAACUGAGUAAGCUUCCGGCAUUCGCUCGGGUGGUAUCGGCCGGCAACUUGCUUAGCCACGUGGGUCACACCAUUCUGGGAAUGAACACGGUUCAACUCUACAUGAAGGUUCCGGGCAGCAGGAUAGCAGGUCACCAGGAGCACAACAACUUUUGCGCAGUCAACAUUAACAUCGGGCCAGGAGACUGCGAAUGGUUCGCCGUCCCCGAGGCCUACUGGGGUGUGAUGAGCAACUUUUGUGAAAAGAACAACAUCAACUUCCUAAUGGGCUCGUGGUGGCCCAAUCUGGAAGACCUGUACGAGGCCGACGUGCCUGUGUACCGCUUCAUCCAGCGCCCUGGUGACUUGGUGUGGCUCAACACGGGCACGGUCCAUUGGGUGCAAGCCAUCGGCUGGUGCAACAACAUCGCCUGGAACGUCGGACCGCUUACAGCCCAUCAAUACAAGUUGGCCGUGGAGCGUUACGAGUGGAACAAGCUCCAAAGUGUCAAAUCCAUGGUUCCCAUGGUGCACCUCUCCUGGAACAUGGCACGCAACAUCAAGGUGUCGGAUCACAAGUUGUUCGAGAUGAUCAAGUACUGCUUGCUGCGGACGUUGAAGCAGUGCCAGUGGGUGAAGGAAGCUUUAGCGACAGCUGGCAAGGAAACCGUACUGAGGAACAGAACCAGAGACGAACCGGCACACUACUGUACCAUCUGCGAGGUGGAGGUGUUCAACCUGCUGUUUGUGCGGCGUGAGCUCCUGUGCAAGAAGCAGUACGUGGUCCACUGCCAGGACUGCGCCCGCAAAGGCAGCGCCACGCUGGAUGACUUUGUGGUACUGGAGCAACACAGGAUGGAAGACCUCAUGCAGGUCUACGACCAAUUCGCAUUAGCCCCGCCUCUUCAUUCGUCCUCAUCUUGA